Messenger RNA from Malaya genurostris, 2859 nucleotides. RefSeq lists its product as uncharacterized. Gene Ontology annotation, molecular function: nucleic acid binding. Bases 1 to 2859 code for a protein of 952 amino acids. The transcript is spliced from 2 exons. Lineage: Eukaryota; Metazoa; Arthropoda; Insecta; Diptera; Culicidae. The record is from RefSeq and is a predicted model, not a curated record.
AUGGGGGAACAAUACGAAACACGAGACCCUUGGCUCAUCCAUCUAUUACUCAAGAAACUUGACGAUAGCCUGCGAUCCCAGUGGGCUCAGCACAUUGUAGACAAUGAUUAUCCGACGUUCAACGAAUUGUUGCGGUUCCUCAAGCGAAAAUGUGAUGCAUUGGAGACUUGCGCUGCUUUUGGUACAAAGAGUAUUGAUUACAUGAAGCGUGAUAUAUGGAAAGACGAGCGGGUAAGUCAGAUUCCAAAGAAGGAAGUUCGAAGCUUAACAGUGGUUCAAAAUGUUCCAUGCCCGAUGUGUACUGAGGAUCACACAAUUUAUCAGUGCAAUAACUUCAAGGAAGCAAGUGUUCAAGAACGACGAGAUUUAGUUCAAAAGGCAAAAUUGUGCUUCAAUUGUUUAAGAUCGAAUCAUUUUGCAAAAACGUGUCAAUCAAAGUCAGUGUGUCGAAAUCCGGACUGUAAACAAAGGCACCACACACUACUGUGUCAAAUGGAAUCGAACGCAACAUCCAAUCAAAGUGAAAAGUCCCUGAUGGAAAUAAAAACAGAAGAUAAUAAUAUUCAGCAAAUGCACUCAUACUCGACCAGUCUUAAAACCAAUAGUCCAAAGUAUGUUGUAGGAACAUUACCCACAGCUAUUGUACGAAUUAAAGGAAAGGAUAAAUACUACGAGAUGCGCGCCAUGAUCGAUUGCGGUUCGCAAGCUUCGUUAAUUACAGAAAGUUGUGUUACACGUCUUGGAUUACAUCGAGCCAAUGGCAACAUUUUAAUCACUGGCGUUACUAACUGUGCAUCGGAAACCACAAGAGGUGUGGUGAACUUAGAAAUCUCUUCGCGUUUCAACUUCAACCCUAUUAUCAACACAAGAGCUUACGUAUUGAACAAGCUCACUCGUAAUUUACCACAGCAGAAAAUCGAUACUACCAGUUUGAAGUGCUUGGAAUCAUUGCCGUUAGCUGAUCCUGGAUAUGAUACACCAAGUAAGAUCGAUCUUAUUCUUGGCGUUGAUGUGUUUCUUUCAAUUCUAGACGAAGGAAAGGUUAAAGAUGAUUUCGGAAUGCCAGUGGCGGUAAACUCACUGUUCGGCUGGUUGGUUGCCGGUCAAAUCGGUAAUUCGUUUACUAUUCAAUGCAGUACUGCUGUCAUGAAUCUUUACACCGACAUCGAUGUUGACCGCACUUUACGUCAGUUUUGGGAGAUCGAAGAAAUCGUGAAACCUAAGCAUCUCACUGUGGAAGAAAAAAAGGCUGUCGAAAUAUUUCAAUCAACACAUCAACGUGAUGAUGCAGGAAGGUUUACAGUUCGCUUACCAAUGAAUGAUUCUUCAUUAACGCUUGGAGAGUCAUUGCCAGCGGCAAUUCAACGCUUGAAGGCAAUGGAGAGAAGGUUUAGUUCGGAUCCAAACUUCAAAAACCUAUAUAGUGAAUUUAUGACCGAAUACCUGAGGCUCGGUCAUAUGGAACGUGUACCGACAGAUGAAAUCAAUAUCGCGCCAGACAAACGAUACUAUCUCCCCCAUCAUGCCGUUUUAAAGGAGGAUAGCUCCACAUCUAAACUACGCGUUGUUUUCGACGGCUCAUGUAGGACCUCAACGGGUGUUUCCCUAAAUGAGAAGCUGCUGGUCGGACCUAACGUAAACGAAGAACUUUUUGUCGUACUCACUCGGUUUCGGAGUUAUGCCGUCGCAUUCACCGCAGAUGCAGAAAAAAUGUAUCGUCAAGUGAACGUACAUAAAGACGAUACUGAUUUCCAGCGAAUCGUAUGGAGAUUCGAUCCAACUCAACCAAUCGAGCAUUAUCGACUAUUAACCGUCACCUACGGGACUUCCUGUGCUGCGUACCUUGCUAUGGAAUCAUUACGACAAGCAGCUAAAGACAGUCAGAAUGAAUCGCCCAUCGCGUCAGAGAGAAUAAGGAAAAACUUCUAUGUUGAUGACCUUUUGUCAGGGGCUAAUACACUCGAGGAGGCGAUUAGGUUACAAAAUGAAAUCAUUAAAAUCACAUCGGCUGCAGGUUUCAACCUCCGGAAAUGGUCAUCAAACAUUUCACAACCGAAAACAAUUCCAGAACAGUCCAUACCUCUUAAAUUGUCACCAGAAACAGAAUAUGUUAAAGCACUGGGUAUUCAUUGGUCUCCAUUGGACGAUUCAUUUAGUUACCGUUUAAAACUAAACAUCCAUAACCAAAAUACCAAGCAUCGGCAACUUCGUGAGAGUUUGAAAUCUGAGAGUUUUGACGCUAGUGUUAGCCAGUAUCUCAACAACUUAGGAAUCAAAUGGACAUUUAUCACACCCAAUGCACCUCACAUGGGAGGGCUGUGGGAAGCAGCUGUAAAAAGUAUGAAGAAACAUCUUCGAGUCGUCCUUGGAAAUGAGAUACUCACGUACGAAGCUUUAUCAACUAUUCUGGCUCAAAUCGAAGCAUGCCUCAAUUCACGUCCGCUUUGCGCCCUAUCAACAUCGGUUGAUGCUUGUGAAGCAUUAACUCCUGGGCAUUUCACCAUUGGUCAGGCCCUGAAUCUAAUACCUGAACCUUCCGUAUUGAAUAUAACUGAAAAUCGUCUUGAUCGUUAUCAAAGGCUUUGUCGAUAUGUCGAAGAAUUUUGGGAUCGAUGGAAAGGCGAGUUUCUAGCGACACUUCAACCAAGAAGUAAAUGGAGAGGUGUGCAAGCAAACUUGAAGAUUGGUGAUUUGGUUAUAGUUAAAAAUGACAACACUCCUCCAGCGUAUUGGGAGCUCGCCAGAGUUAUAGCAGUCCAUCCCGAUCGAAAUGGCAUCGUUCGCAAUGUCACUCUCAGCAAAGGCCAAACGGAGUACCAGCGACCCAUACACAAGCUAGUGGUUUUGCCAAGAAAUUGA